AUGGACGCUGUGUCCUCCUUUCUAAAGAAGCACAGUUCAAAGGCCAGCGUCUGUGAGGGAUACAACGUGUGCAUUUUCGCCUACGGACAGACGGGGGCAGGAAAGAGCUACACCAUGAUGGGCAAACAGGAGCCGGGGCAGGAGGGGAUCAUACCUCAGCUGUGUGAAGACCUGUUCCAGAGAACAGGACAUAACUCGGAUCCUGACCUGACCUACUCUGUGGAGGUGUCCUACAUGGAGAUCUACUGUGAGCGGGUCCGGGAUCUGUUGAACCCAAAGUCCCAGGGGACUCUUCGGGUUCGGGAGCACCCCAUCCUGGGUCCCUACGUGGAGGAUCUGUCCAAACUGGCUGUGACGGGAUUCCCCGACAUCCGGGACCUGAUGGACGCCGGCAACAAAGCUCGGACGGUCGCAGCGACGAACAUGAACGAGACCUCGUCCAGAUCUCACGCCGUCUUCACCAUCGUGUUCACCCAGAGACGCCGAGACCAGCUGACCGGCCUGGACACCGAGAAGGUCAGUAAGAUCAGUUUGGUGGAUCUGGCUGGAAGCGAGCGAGCGGACUCUUCAGGGGCAAAGGGAACACGACUGAAGGAAGGAGCAAACAUUAAUAAAUCUCUGACCACGCUGGGGAAGGUGAUCUCCGCUCUGGCUGAAAUGCAGAGCAACAAGAAGAGGAAGAGUGAUUUUAUUCCAUACAGAGACUCUGUUCUCACCUGGCUUCUGAAGGAAAACCUGGGAGGAAACUCUCGGACAGCAAUGAUCGCUGCUUUAAGUCCUGCUGACAUCAACUAUGAAGAAACACUGAGCACUCUGAGGUAUGCCGACCGCGCCAAACAGAUCCGCUGUAACGCCGUGAUCAACGAAGAUCCAAACGCCAAACUGAUCCGAGAGCUGAAGACCGAGGUGGAGCGCUUACGGAACCUGCUGUUCUCCCAGGGCCUGCAGGAGCUGCUGGACAACGCAGCAAACAACAACAGCCUCUUGGCUGCAGCAGGUUCGGCCUUGUCCCCACUACAGCUGACACUCACAGCCAAUGGGGUUGCACCGCAGAAUGGCUCCGCCCCUCCAGGGUCUGAGCCCGCCUCGGCAGGAGACCUUCCUGCUGACCCAGACCGGCUGAUAGAGGACGGGGAGGAGGGCGAGGAGGCGGAGCCUGCAGAGCCCAUCAGUAAAGAGGAGGCAGCAGAGAGGCUGAUGGAGACAGAGAAGAUCAUUGCAGAGCUGAAUGAGACGUGGGAAGAGAAGCUGAGGAAGACCGAGUCUAUCCGUCUGGAGAGAGAGUCCCUGCUGGCAGAGAUGGGUGUAUCGAUUAAAGAGGAUGGAGGGACUCUGGGCGUCUUCUCUCCUAAAGGA
Molecule: messenger RNA, 1356 nt
Organism: Notolabrus celidotus (New Zealand spotty)
Lineage: Eukaryota; Metazoa; Chordata; Actinopteri; Labriformes; Labridae
Product: kinesin-like protein KIF1C
Exons: 14
Biological process (GO): vesicle-mediated transport; cytoskeleton-dependent intracellular transport; microtubule-based movement
Cellular component (GO): microtubule; axon; dendrite
Molecular function (GO): microtubule binding; plus-end-directed microtubule motor activity; ATP hydrolysis activity
Source: RefSeq, a predicted model, not a curated record